AAUAGUCCUAUAAAUGCAUGCAGUCUAUAUAGUUAAUAUGAGCGGGACAACUUCUUCACUUUGCUUGUAUGCCACUUCAUAUUCAGAGGGCUCUGUUUUUACAGGAGUUGCUGACAUUGGAGGAUGUAUCUGUGGAAUUCACUUCGGCAGAGUGGCAGCUUUUGGACCCUGCUCAGAAGGACCUUUACCGAGAUGUGAUGUUGGAGAACUACAGCAACCUGGUGUCAGUGGGUUAUCAAGCCAGCAAAACGGAUGCACUUUCCAAGUUGGAACGAGGAGAGGAACCAUGGACAGUAGAAAAUGAAAUGCACGGUCAGAUUUGUCCAGAAAAUGACAAAGUUGAUGAUCAUCUUCAGGGUUCCUUGGAAAAGCAAAGAAUACGGGAAAGUAUGGAACAAUACCAUGCGUAUAAUGCAUUUGGAAAUAUUGUCCCUCAAACCAAAAGUCAUCCUUUCAGGGAAAAUCAUGCUAUGUUUCAGUUAUACAUAAAAACUUUGAAAUCAAAUUUAAGUUUAGUCAACCAGAACAAAAGUUAUAAAAUUAAGAACUCCACCAAAUGUAAUGGAGAUGUGAAAUCAUUUUGUCAUGGGAAGUGUGAAAAAUUGCAUGCCACAGUUAAACCCUCUGUAAAUACAGAACCCAUUAGCAUUAAAUCCCAAGUCAUUAAGCAUCAGAUAACUCAUAAAACAGAGAAAACCCACAUAUGCAGUGAAUGUGGAAAGGCAUUUGCCAAGAAGUCUCAGCUCACUGAUCAUGAGAGAGUUCAUACAGGUGAAAAACCUUAUGGAUGCAGUUUUUGUGCUAAAGUAUUCUCCAGAAAGUCCAAGCUCAAUGAGCAUGAGAGAAUUCAUAAAAGAGAGAAAUCGUUUAUAUGCAGUGAAUGUGGAAAGAUCUUCACUGUGAAGAACCGUCUUAUUGAACAUCAGCGAACCCAUACAGGAGAGAAACCCUAUGUAUGCAAUGAAUGUGGAAAAGGCUUCACUGGCAAGCGUAAUCUCAUUGUACAUCAGCGGAAUCAUACUGGAGAGAAAUUAUAUGUAUGUAGUGAAUGUGGAAAAGGCUUCACUGGAAAGAGCCUGCUUAUCAUACAUGAGCGAACUCAUACGGGGGAGAAACCCUAUAUCUGUAGUGAAUGUGGGAAGGGUUUCACCACGAAGCACUAUGCCACCAUACAUCAACGAAAUCAUACAGGAGAGAAACCAUAUAUAUGCAAUGAAUGUGGGAAAGGCUUUACCACGAAAAGCCGAAUAAUUGAACAUAAGCGAACUCACACGGGAGAGAAACCCUAUGUCUGCAGUGAAUGUGGAAAAGGCUUUCCUAGGAAGAGUCAUCUCGUUGUACAUCAGAGAAAUCAUACAGUAGACAAGUCAUAUCUAUGUAGUGAAUGUGGAAAAGGCUUUGCCAUUAAGAGCAUGCUCAUCAUACAUCAGCGAACUCACACUGGAGAGAAACCUUACAUAUGCAAUGAAUGUGGGAAAGGCUUCCCCUUGAAGAAUACACUGGUUGUACAUCAGCGAACUCAUACUGGAGAGAAACCAUAUAGAUGCAAUGAAUGUGGGAAAGGUUUCAUCGUGAGUAGUGGAUUGAUGUUACAUCAGCGAACUCACACUGGAGAGAAACCCUAUAGAUGCAAUGAAUGUGGAAAAGAUUUUGCCUAUAAGAGUGCUCUUGUUGCACACCAGCGAACUCAUACUGGAGAGAAACCCUUCAAGUGCAGUGAAUGUGGAAAAGGCUUUACCCUGAAACGCUAUCUAAUUAGACAUCAGCAAAUUCAUACAGAAGAGAAAUCUUAUAUAUGUAGUAAAUGUGAAAAAGCCUUUGCCAAGGAAACUGAACUCAUUUUACAUAAUCAAAUUCAUACUGGAGAAAAACCCUAUGCAUGCAAUGAAUGUGGUAAAGGCUUCAGUGUGAAAAGCUAUCUAGUUGUUCAUCAGCGAACUCAUACAGGAGAGAAACCCUUCAUAUGCGGUGAAUGUGGAAAACGCUUCUCCUCAAAGAGAAAUCUUACUGUACAUCAGCGAACUUAUAAGGGACACAAACCCUGACUGCAAUAAACAUGGUUAUGCCUUCAGGAAAAAAGUAUGUCUUGUACAACAUCAGAGAUUUCACAGAGGGUGGACUUUAGAUGUACUGAGUGUGGAAAAUUCUUUUCCAACAUUGUCUCAUCUCACUGCAUUACUGUAUGCAUUCAAUAACAUGAAUUCAGGCAGUGAAUUAUUUGAUGCACCCAAUGUAUAUCAAAUAACUCAUAUGAGAGAGCUGUAUGGGUUCAGUGAUUGGAGGUCAUCUUUCAUGUGUUAACCUUCUUAAAACUAUGACAUUGUACACAAGAGAAAUGUAUUAAGGUACAUAAUCCUUUGCAGAGAAUCUGAACGGAUCACACACAGGUGAAUUCGGACCAAACCAGUGAGUAUUGUGAAUCCCAGGGUGCUCCUAUAAUAUGUGGAUAUAGUCAGCGUAGAGCAGACUGCUGCUAGAUUUUCACUGUUGGGAGAUUAUGCAGUUUGCACAAGAGUUAAUUUAAUGCAUUCAGAAAAUGUGUUAGUGCCUUCAGUGAUCAGUUACCUCAAAUUGUAUGUCAACAUAAACGUGUAGGAAAAAAGCAUGAUACAGCCAAUGCAGCAAAGUCUUGAAAAAUUUCUAAGCAAUUGUACAUAUUGAAAAGCGUAUACUGAGAUAAAUCUUAUACAUGGGCAGACUAGAAAAGCCUGCUGUGAAAAGAAAAACCCUAUCCCAUCAAUGAUCAUGAUAGAUCAUCAGUGAGCUCACACAUAUUAGCAGCAUAAUGAUCAUGGGAUAGCCUUUGCCCAGUAAUAAAACCUUAAUAGUUGAUGCAUAUUUCAUGUUGGAGAAAAAAUUUCAGAUUGCAAUAAAUAUGGUAGGAUUUUAGUGAUAUAUUUU
Molecule: messenger RNA, 2901 nt
Organism: Carlito syrichta (Philippine tarsier)
Lineage: Eukaryota; Metazoa; Chordata; Mammalia; Primates; Tarsiidae
Product: zinc finger protein 432-like
Exons: 3
Coding region: 69-2045 (658 amino acids)
Biological process (GO): regulation of immune system process; negative regulation of transcription by RNA polymerase II; regulation of cytokine production
Source: RefSeq, a predicted model, not a curated record